CUUUUAUAAUGUAUUGUAUUUUUUCAUCUUAAACUAAAAUUGAGUUUCCUUUCAGCGCUCUGCCGCAAACCCUAAUGUCGUUCCUUGAGGAAUUUCAAGCCAAUUUGGAUUCGCUGCCUGUUAUACUUCAAAAGAAGUAUGCGUUGUUACGUGACUUAGAUAAGAGCUUACAGGAUAUUCAAAGGCAAAAUGAACAGCGUUGUGAACAUGAAAUUGAAGAUAUUAGGAGGGGAGUUAGGUCGGGAAACAUUACACCUGAUACUUCAGUUAUUAGAUUCUCUGAUGAAGCGCUUGAUGAGCAAAAGCAUAGUAUCAGGGUUGCUGAUGAAAAAGUUGCCUUGGCUGUCCAGGCAUAUGAUUUGGUAGAUACACACAUACAACAACUUGAUCAGUAUCUUAAAAAGUUUGAUGAGGAGCUUCGGCGUGAAAGAGAAAAUGCUGCAAUAACUGGAGUGGCUGCUUCAGGUCCAGCGGGUAAUACAAAAUCUGGAAGGGGCAAUGAAAGUGGGACUGGUAGAGGAGGGCGAAAAAAAACACGACAAACCACAUUGGUCACAGCGGCAGCAACAGAAGCACAAACCACAGCAAAGCCAACUGGCAUGGAUUUAGAUUUGCCUGUUGAUCCAAAUGAACCCACAUACUGCAUUUGUAAUCAAGUUAGCUAUGGAGCGAUGGUGGCAUGUGAUAACCCCAACUGCAAAAUAGAGUGGUUCCAUUUCGGUUGUGUUGGUCUGAAAGAGCAACCAAAAGGAAAAUGGUACUGUUCAAAUUGCGCAGCAACCAAAAAUCGGCGUAGAGGCAAAUGAGGCUGAAAGAAGAAUAAGAAUAAUCUUAAAAAAUGAACGUGUAUAUCUGAAUAUCUCUAGAAGGGUGUUAUUUAUUAUUCGGGAAAUUUUGAAAUAGUUAAUUUCCAACGACUUUUGUAUGAUGUAUAUGUUCUUGUAUGAAGAAUUAAUUGGUUUGCACACAUUUCA
Vigna angularis (adzuki bean) is the source of this 974-nucleotide messenger RNA. RefSeq names its product PHD finger protein ING1. Gene Ontology annotation, cellular component: nucleus. The coding region runs from base 75 to 806 and encodes 243 amino acids. The transcript is spliced from 7 exons. The record is from RefSeq and is a predicted model, not a curated record. NCBI's taxonomy places the organism in Eukaryota, Viridiplantae, Streptophyta, Magnoliopsida, Fabales, Fabaceae.